CAGUGAUGAGUAUUUUCAAACCACAGAGACUGAACCACUCUGCACCUACCUGGGCUGCUUCUGCGUUCUCACUCAGGUGGAGCUCAAACUUCCACCCCUGCCAGCAGGGCCAUGUCUACCAGUCUGACCACUUGUGAGUGGAAGAAAGUCUUCUAUGAGAAGAUGGAGGUGGCAAAGCCAGCUGACAGCUGGGAACUUAUCAUAGACCCCAACCUCAAGCCCAGUGAGCUGGCCCCUGGCUGGAAGCAGUACCUGGAGCAGCAUGCCUCAGGCAGGUUCCACUGUUCCUGGUGCUGGCACACCUGGCAGUCAUCUCAUGUGGUCAUCCUCUUCCACAUGCACCUGGACCGUGCACAGCGAAUGGGUUCGGUGCGCAUGCGCGUCUUCAAGCAGCUGUGCUACCAAUGUGGAACCGCAAGGCUGGAUGAGUCCAGCAUGCUGGAGGAGAACAUCGAGGGCCUGGUGGACAAUCUUAUCACCAGCCUGCGUGAGAAAUGCUACGACGAGGACGCUGGCCAGUACCGCAUCCACGUGGCCAGCCGCCCGGAUAGUGGGCCGCACCGCAGCGAGUUCUGCGAGGCCUGCCAGGAGGGCAUUGUGCACUGGAAGCCCAGCCAGAAGCUGCUGGAGGAGGAGGCGACCUACACCUUCUGUGAUGCCUCCAAGACAAAGGCCCAGGAGAGCUCAGGCUACAACUUCUUCUCUCUCCGCUGGUGCCUCUUCUGGGCCUCUCUCUGUCUAUUCAUUGUCUACCUGCAUUUCUCCUUCCGUAGCUCUGCCUUUCUUUAGUGGAGCUGGUGGGGGUGGGAGGAUGGCACCUGUGGGUGAGAGGGAGGAAGACCCGGCUCUGGUCCUGAUUUUGCCACAGGUUCAAUACAUGAUGCUGGACAACUCAGUUACCUCUCCGGACCUCAGUUUAUUACUCUGCAGAGUGAGGGGUUUGCUCUACUCUAGGAGAUGCUUAAUGGUCCUUUCAUUAAAAUCUAGUGAUGAGCCCUGACUGGAGUGGCUCAGUGGGUUUGGUGUCGU
Molecule: messenger RNA, 1029 nt
Organism: Phyllostomus discolor (pale spear-nosed bat)
Lineage: Eukaryota; Metazoa; Chordata; Mammalia; Chiroptera; Phyllostomidae
Gene: RTP2
Product: receptor transporter protein 2
Exons: 2
Coding region: 112-789 (225 amino acids)
Biological process (GO): protein insertion into membrane; protein targeting to membrane; detection of chemical stimulus involved in sensory perception of bitter taste
Cellular component (GO): cell surface
Molecular function (GO): olfactory receptor binding
Source: RefSeq, a predicted model, not a curated record